Molecule: messenger RNA, 1530 nt
Organism: Canariomyces notabilis
Lineage: Eukaryota; Fungi; Ascomycota; Sordariomycetes; Sordariales; Chaetomiaceae
Product: FAD-binding domain-containing protein
Exons: 5
Coding region: 1-1530 (509 amino acids)
Molecular function (GO): oxidoreductase activity; FAD binding
Source: RefSeq, a predicted model, not a curated record
AUGGCCGUCCUUCGUUUCUUUCGCGUUGUUGUGUUCGUUGUGCUAGCGCUCCUGACCUCUGGCUCGAGCUGUGAGUCAGGCUUCUUUGUUGGCAUACGAUCCGAGUCGGAGAUAUUCUCCGCCCUAGCUUCCCGACUGUCCCCAAAUGCUUCCAUCAUUCUUCCCGGGGACCCCCGGAUGGUGUCAAACCACCAGAGAUGGCAAGCUUACUCGGCACCGACGUAUGCGGCCGUAGUUGAAGUUGCCGUCGAAGAAGACGUCAAAGAAACGGUUCGAUUCGCCAACGAGCAUUCCUUGCCGUUCCUAGCAGUGAAUGGAGCACACGGGUGGACGUCAACCCUAGGCAGAAUGCAAAAUGGUCUUGCCAUCUCCUUCACCAGGAUGAAAGGCAUUAACAUCAGCCCUAACGGCCGCUAUGCCGAGUUCCAGCCCGGUCUCACGAGCGGCGAGGCCCUGCGAGGUCUCUGGGCUCAGGGGAAGCAAACAACAACUGGCAAUUGCAUGUGUGCCGGCAUCAUGGGCGUGAUGCUCGGAGGCGGCCAUGGCCUACUGCAGGGCAUUCACGGCCUUCUUGCCGAUCAACUCUUGGAGGCUCGCGUGGUGUUGGCAGAUGGAAGCUCGGUGGUAGCCUCGCCCGAGUCGAACCAGGACCUGUUCUGGGCGCUCCGAGGCGCCGGUCAUAACUUCGGCAUUGUGACAAGCUUGAAGUACAAGAUCUACGACCCCAUCCGCGAGUGGUCCCAGGUGCAAAUGACGUUUACCCAAGACAAGCUCGAGCAGAUCUUUGCUCUGUCCAACAACUACGUUCAGGAAGAGGACCAUCCGGCCGAGCUCACUACAUGGAUAACCUUUAUUCGGCGGCCCGAUAUUGAUCCUGACAGUGCGGUCAUCUCCGUGCUCCUGAUCCAUGCCGGAGAUCCAACACAACUCGAGUCGUGCGCUGCACCGUUCCGAGCUCUGGGCCCAUCCGAGGAGCAGCUCCAUGCAAACGUUGCGUACCCUGAACUCUUCCGCCUCAACGGACAAGCUGAGUCCAGCAGCCCGUGUGCAAAGGGAAUGUACCGGCAGGCGUUGCCCGUCUAUCUCAAGAGCUACAGCAUCACGGCUAUGCGCAAAGUCCACGACAUCUUUACCGAUAUCACGAGCCGAUAUCCUAGCAUUGCAUCCGAUUCAACCGUCCUCAUUGAAGGCUAUUCCCAGCAAGCCGUGACCUCGGUGCCUGCGAAUUCCACCGCCAAGCCAUUCCGGGACUACCCAUUGCUCCUUGCGCCGUUGCUCAGUUACAGGGAUCCAUCGUACUCGAACGACAUGAUUGCCGCGUCCAGGGAGGUCAGGCGGGUGCUAGUGGAAGGGAGCGGAGAAGGGCGCCUCAACGCCUACGUCAAUUACGCCUCCGGUGACGAAAGCUUGCCAGAGUUGUACGGCCAUGAGCCCUGGCGGCUGGAGAAGCUGCGACGGCUGAAGGCGAAAUACGACCCUCAAGGCAGAUUCAACUUUUACGCUCCGAUCCAGGCUAGACAGAGCGUGUAG